CAACUGGCCCUCCAUAGCGGAGGUACGAUUCACAGGAACGCCAAGGUGGGUACAAUGGACCUGGAACAUUGUGGAAAAGGGGUGAUGACUGCAGAUCUCGCUUCUACAAAAUAGAGAAAGACUUCACACUGCGUCUAUCGUCCCCAUAUUCCUCUGGGUAUGCAAAUGAUAGUUCCAGUACUAUUGUCACAAGAAGCCUAGAUCUCCAUUCUAGACAUCCAAAGAUGGAGUCACGGUUGGUCCAGAGCGGUUCUACAACACGGAAGGUGUCAAAAAACGGUUCUACAACACGGAAGGAGUCACAGUUGGUCCAGAGCGGUUCUAAAACACGGAUGGCGUCAAAAAGCGGUUCUACGAGAGCCAUGGUGUCACAAAGCGCUUCUACAACACGGAAGGUGUCACAGAGCGGUUCUACAACACGGAUGGAGUCACAGUUGGUCCAGAGCGGUUCUACAACACGGAUGGCGUCAAAAGCGGUUCUACAACAUGGAAGGUGUCACAGAGCGGUUCUACAACACGGAUGGAGUCACAAUUGGUCCAGAGCGGUUCUACAACACGGAUGGCGUCAAAAAGCGGUUCUACAACACGGAUGGUGUCACAAAGCGGUUCUGCAAUACGGAUGGAGUCACAGUUGGUCCAGAGUGGUUCUACAACACGGAUGGUGUUACAAAGCGCUUCUGCAACACGGAUGGAGUCACAGUUGGUCCAGAGCGGUUCUACAACACGGAUGGUGUCACAGUUGAACCAGAGCAGUUCUACAACACGGCACCAGCGCGAUUCUACAACAAAGACGAAGUCACGGGAGUCCCGUAUUCAGAAGCGCUGAUCUAAACCAUAGAACAGCACUUCGCUGUGGAGCUGGCUCCGUUCUACACAGCAGAAGCCAUGUGGAAGAAUAAUCUAAAUUGUAGAACAGCAAUUCAUAGCGGUUAUCCAUGCUUGACUAGGGAAAUAAUUCUAUUUCGGUUGAAUCGCUUCAAUUACAAAAGUUUUUCUGAUUUAAAUCAAUGAUUUUCUUUUUUUCUUGCGAA
Molecule: messenger RNA, 1031 nt
Organism: Vitis riparia (riverbank grape)
Lineage: Eukaryota; Viridiplantae; Streptophyta; Magnoliopsida; Vitales; Vitaceae
Exons: 2
Coding region: 487-831 (114 amino acids)
Source: RefSeq, a predicted model, not a curated record